AUGACUCGCAUUCUUGCGGUGAUCCUUGCAGCCUGUUUGGGCCUCCACACCGUUGCGGUUCCUGUUGCAGCUCCCGUUGCCGAUAUCAUUGUUAGGGUCGACUCCCAGAUCAAUGCUCGGUGCAAAGCUCCUUCCAUCUGGAUUGAACUCAUCACGUCGCAGCUUCAGCGGGGCUCUAUCAGGUGUCGAGAUACAGAGAAUAUUAUGGUGCUCGCAUCAGCAUAUUAA
This is a messenger RNA of Dacryopinax primogenitus, 228 nucleotides long. RefSeq lists its product as uncharacterized. The coding region runs from base 1 to 228 and encodes 75 amino acids. The transcript is spliced from 3 exons. NCBI's taxonomy places the organism in Eukaryota, Fungi, Basidiomycota, Dacrymycetes, Dacrymycetales, Dacrymycetaceae. The record is from RefSeq and is a predicted model, not a curated record.